AUGGCGUCAGCGUCUCUGCGCUCCAUCUUCCGUCCCCUACAGCACACUCGGUGUCUGUCGACCAGCUCCGGCUCCUCUUCGUCUUCCCCUCGACAUUUCCUGUCCAUCUCCAAUCUAACGCCGACCGAGCUGACGACGCUCGUUAACAAUGCCACGACGCACAAGAACUCGCAACUACCCCCGACAUGGCCCCUGCGUAACGCCCUCUCGAACAAGACCAUCGCCCUACUGUUCUCCAAACUGUCGACGCGGACGCGAGUGUCGACCGAAAGCGCGGUGGUGGCCAUGGGCGGACACCCAAUGUUUCUGGGGAAAAACGACAUCCAGCUGGGAGUCAACGAGUCCUUGUACGACACGUCGGUGGUGAUUUCGAGCAUGGUGAACGGCAUUGUGGCGCGAGUCGGCCCGCAUUCGGAUAUAGCCAAUCUGGCCAAAGACUCGUCGGUGCCGGUGAUUAACGCGCUCUGCGACACAUACCAUCCCAUGCAGAUCAUUGCGGACUUUGCCACGUUGACCCAGACCUUCUCCACGCCGGCCGAGAAGCUGAAGGGCCUGAAGAUCGCAUGGGUAGGCGACGCCAACAACGUCUUAUUCGACAUGUGCAUUGGCGCGCGUAAGCUAGGCAUCGACAUGGCCGUGGCCACCCCUGAGGGAUACGGCAUGCCCGACAAGAUCAAGCGGGAAAUCGACGCUGCCGGGCCGGGUUCCUUGUUCGAGACGAACUCCCCGGAAGAGGCGGUCAAGGGCGCCAACGUCAUCGUCACCGACACGUGGAUCUCCAUGGGCCAGGAGGACGAGAAGACCAAGCGACUGGAGGCCUUCAAGGGGUACCAGGUCACGGAAGAGUUGGCUCGAAGGGGCCGCGCCGCCGAGGACUGGCGCUUCAUGCAUUGUCUGCCUAGACACCCGGAGGAAGUGAGCGACGAGGUCUUCUACGGCAAGAGGUCGUUGGUGUUUCCCGAGGCCCAGAACCGACUGUGGUCAGCCAUUGCCACUCUCGAAGCCUUUGUCGCCAAUAAGGGCGUGGUUAAAAAGACAGAGCAAUAA
This is a messenger RNA of Capronia epimyces CBS 606.96, 1047 nucleotides long. RefSeq names its product ornithine carbamoyltransferase, mitochondrial. Bases 1 to 1047 code for a protein of 348 amino acids. Gene Ontology annotation, molecular function: ornithine carbamoyltransferase activity; amino acid binding. The transcript has a single exon. Gene Ontology annotation, cellular component: mitochondrion. The record is from RefSeq and is a predicted model, not a curated record. NCBI's taxonomy places the organism in Eukaryota, Fungi, Ascomycota, Eurotiomycetes, Chaetothyriales, Herpotrichiellaceae. Gene Ontology annotation, biological process: L-citrulline biosynthetic process.